GUAUACGAACGGCUCGACCGAAAACAACGAUCGACGGUCCUACGAAUCCGUCGGUCGGUCGGAAAAACACCGUUCGCACCGUGUCGGGCGUGAACAGAUCGGACGGGUUCGUUCACGCGUGCAAUUCGAAAUCGUGUCGCGCGAUGACCGCGGCGACGACGACAACGUACCUCGCAAUGUUGACAGGCCUUGCGCCACGGGAACGUCAACGCGUCCGCGCUUUUAGGUUAGGCGGUUUUCACGAGGCAAGGUUGGCAGGCCGUAAACCGAUAAAAGUUGAUACAAUCCUGAUUUUUGCCGGUCUAACAUCGCGGCAACUCGUGGAGGUAGGGGCGGCUCGCGGCGUGGCCGUGGUGGGGGGAAAAGCAGAUUUCCGUUGAGGGGCGCGCGUUUACCGCCGUAGCGCAGCCGUAGCGACAGGGCGGGAGAGGCGAAAGGCGGCGCGGGAGAAGUGGAAAGCCGGGAAGAGAGAGCCGACGAAGGGAAGAAUCGGGGUCCACAACAAAAUCGCUUAAUCGCUUUGCGCCACCGUCCGCAACGGAACACGGGCCGUCCGCCGCCAUCACGGUGCCCCCUAGUGUGCAUUUAUGUCUUUCUCUUUCUCCUUCUCCUUCCGCUUGUCCCGUCUCUCUCUCUCCCCGAUUCGCUACGCCACUUCGUGCCGCGACGUUUUCACGGGCGAACCGAGAGAGUGACAGCUGCCAGUCGUCAGCGCGGUACGUGCUUUACGCGACGACUGACAAUUGUCCCCGUGUGUCACCGCGUGAAUACAAGUUCCGCGCGAGGAUUGUUCGGCGAGGAGGCGUCUUGUCGGUUCGGAACCGUGUGCGUGUACUCUUUUCUCUCGCUCUCGCUCUCGCGUUUUUUCUCUCUCUCUUUCUCUCUACACACAUCGAGUGUCAUAAAACUGCAGCAAAAGUGAGUGUCUACCGCGGGCCUUGGCACAAAGUUGCCAAGAAUCGGCCGGACUUUUGCUCCAGCGGUGAUUUCAUUCGAGCGCCAGGCUGUCAUGGUAAGCGGCGGCAUGGCCGGGCAGCACUACUGCCUGCGCUGGAACAACUACCAGUCGAACAUGACGUCGGUUUUUCACCAACUUUUGCAAACCGAGGCGUUCGUCGACGUCACGCUCGCAUGUAACGAAGCUUCCCUGAAAGCACACAAGGUAGUAUUGUCGGCGUGCAGUUCCUAUUUUCAGAAGCUUCUGCUCUCGAACCCGUGCAAGCAUCCGACCAUCAUCAUGCCGCAGGACGUCUGUUUCAAUGAUCUCAAGUUCAUCAUAGAGUUCGUUUACAGGGGCGAGAUCGACGUCUCGCAGGCGGAGCUUCAGUCGCUAUUGAAAACGGCCGAUCAGCUGAAGAUCAAGGGGCUGUGCGAGGUGCCCGAGAGCAGGGACGGACCGCCGUCGGUGAGUUUGAGCUCGCCGCCGCGAGAGCCGGGCACUCCCAGGAUAAAUUUCAGCAAGCUAAAGAGGCGGUACAAACGGGCGAGGACCACGUUCGAGCCUCGCGCGACGGACUCGAGGCACUACGACCGAUACAAAGAGGAGGAAUCGAACGGGAAUUACAAUCCGGAGAACAAAGAGAAUCACAGGGACUGGCAGACCGAAGAUGAAGAUUGCACGGAGGGCGCAACAGGAACAGUAGUCUUGGAAACCUGCCAACGGACCAAUAACAAUAACAACAACAACAAUAACAACGGUAACGGUGCGAACAACAAUAAUAACGGUGACAUGUUCUGUCAUACAGGGCUCGGACACUAUGGUCACCAUCCAGAUCCUGGGGAAGUCGACCUGCCCCCAGAGACCCAACCCACCCCACCCAGCGCAACAUUGGUCGGCACUACGAUCACUCACCUGAGGGACCCGGAUCACCAUUCCACAGAGAUACAGAACUGCGACAGUGUGAAGAUAAAGUUCGAAACGUUGCACACGAUGGACUCGUCGGACACGAUCGACAUCGACAGCCACAUGUCGGACCGGGCGAGCGUCAGUUCGAAGAACGCGGCGGACAGUGACAAUAUGAUGAUGAUCACGCCGGAGCUCCUCGGUUUAAUGCCCUCUGGAAGCUCCGUCCACUCGGAUUCCGGCGAAAACAACUCGAGGGGACACUCCGGCCAAUCGAGCUCCCAUCAUCACGGAUCGAAGUCGUGGACCCAGGAAGACAUGGACGCAGCUUUGGAAGCUCUGAGGAACCACGACAUGAGCUUGACGAAAGCCUCCGCAACGUUCGGUAUACCGUCGACGACGUUAUGGCAAAGAGCGCACCGAUUAGGCAUCGACACGCCAAAAAAGGAUGGACCAACGAAGUCGUGGAGCGACGAGAGCCUGAACAACGCGCUUGAAGCGCUAAGAACUGGCACGAUCUCUGCCAACAAGGCUUCGAAGGCAUUCGGCAUACCUUCCAGCACGUUGUACAAAAUAGCGAGGCGGGAGGGCAUCAGAUUGGCCGCGCCCUUCAACGCCAGUCCGACUACUUGGUCGCCUGCCGAUCUGGACCGCGCUUUAGAAGCAAUAAGGUCCGGUCAAACGUCUGUACAGAGAGCUUCGACCGAAUUCGGUAUUCCAACGGGCACCUUGUACGGUAGAUGUAAAAGGGAAGGCAUCGAAUUGAGCAGAAGCAAUCCCACGCCGUGGAGCGAGGAUGCUAUGACCGAGGCACUCGAAGCCGUCAGAUUGGGUCACAUGAGCAUCAAUCAAGCAGCCAUUCACUAUAAUUUACCUUACUCGUCGCUGUACGGUCGGUUCAAGAGGGGGAAAUACGAAGAACCUUCGGUCGGUGAUCUGUCGCAAGAUGGUAGCAAUCCGCAUUUCCAUCAGAGCCCGAAUCAGAAUCAUUCGUCAGCCGUUCCGGAUCAAAUGCCCUACCAAGGCAGCUGAAACUUACCUCUUUAUUAGAGCGUUAAGUUAAUUUAAUCAUGGAACUGUUCGUCUGCCGCCGUUCGAUCCGAUUCAUUAGGAAAGAACGUUAAAGAAAAAAUAAAAAGGAAAACAAUAACACCAGCAUGAGAACCGCCGAGAGGAGGCCACCGACCAAACUUAUCACAGAAGAAUAAUUGGCUGAGGAACUGCUGCAAAGAACACGUAAUAAAGGGUGGGUUUCGAACCUGCGAAGUGGGAUGGGGGAAUUGUAAGGGUAGGGAACACUCAGUAUUAAUGGUGGAUUACCGUAAAGAGAAUAUUAUGUAAAUUGUACGAUUUUCAAUGUCAAAUCGAAAACCGUAGACUAAUUCUAAUUUAUAAGAAUUAUUUAUAAAGAGAAUACUUGUACAGUCGGGUGAUGAUAUCCCGGUAAAAACCUACUUCUAGCGUGUAAGUCGCCCCACGGGCCGAUCAGCGAGGAUUUAAAAUAUUCUACUAACGGAUAUGAUUUACUAAUUUAAACAGCGGAACGCAACCGGAUCGGUUAACUUAAUUCGUUUUACGCAUCGAUUACGCAUACUCUGUUGUUCGUCUCGUUUCUUCCUUAGAUCUUGUUGAUUGUCCAUGCUCGAAGCGCAGCUUCGUUUCUUGUAAUCUCGACAUAAUCGAAAUCCGUGUAUCCUUGACGAAACGUGAACGAUGAUGCUUUUUCGUAUAUGAAUAAAGGAGUUUAUACAUUCGUGAAACGUUUUAGGUAAGAUUGGAAACAAAAAAAAAGAAUUGUACACGCACAUUUCUACACAUGCGAAAACAUAUGUACACAUUAAAUACACACGCGCGCGCGUGCACACACGAACACACAUUCAUUGUACACACGCACACCUAUAUUUAUAAAAUUAAAAUACGUACCGGUGAAAGUGACGGUCGCUAAAUCUCACCAUGAAAGUGAGGGGAAAUUGUGUACCUACGUUAUAAAAUAAUUCGUGAGACUAGAUUUAUAAAGUCACAUUUGAGUUGUUGGAUUCUAACAAGCAAUUUCGGUUGGAGACCUAUCUUCGAGUUUCGUUGAAACAAUAUAUAAUAAUUUUUUGACAAUUUUCACUAGAAAGUGGAAAUUGUACUGUACGUGUUUGUGAAGCAAGUUUGUGAACAAGACAGACGUCGUGAAAAUGUAAAUCUAGAAAUGAUACUUUAAAACUGUAAGAUUACACUUGUUUUGUAAUUUCGUUCCGUCGUUUGUUGCGUACUUUAAGUAGAUCGUUCAAAGUUGCA
Messenger RNA from Megalopta genalis, 4129 nucleotides. It is a transcript of the gene Psq, whose product is annotated as pipsqueak. Gene Ontology annotation, biological process: regulation of transcription by RNA polymerase II. NCBI's taxonomy places the organism in Eukaryota, Metazoa, Arthropoda, Insecta, Hymenoptera, Halictidae. The record is from RefSeq and is a predicted model, not a curated record. Gene Ontology annotation, molecular function: protein binding; DNA binding. Gene Ontology annotation, cellular component: nucleus.